GAGGGUCUCUGGGAACUGUGUGCAUUUCUGCAGCAGCAAGAGAGAGCAUAGCUUAUAAAUUGGGCGAGAAAGGCAGCGAGCGCGUAUGCUUUUAGCACUUGUCAGGGCUGGAAUUGGAUUUUCUGAAUAUAGUUGCAGUUUUGGAGCAAACGAGAGUGUGCAAAACAUUUUAAUUUUUAUUGGGAAGAAAGCUUUCCAGUCGCAAUAACCUAGAGCUUUUUUGAGGCACUGAAUGCAGUAGCAGAUAUAGCGAGCAAAUCUAAUCAUAUAUAUUUUUUUGAAGAUCAGUGUGGCGAAACAGUGUUUCGUGAGGGGGGGUUGUAAUUGCAGGCUUUUUUUUUUUUUAGUUUAGUCGGUGUGGGGCUAUUUGAGUGCAAAGAAGCAAGUACGAGUUUAGUAUCAAAAAGCUGAAUUUGAAAUAGCAAGAAAAAGACAACAACGCUUUAUUCAUAUAUUUUUUAAUGGGGUUCCGUUUUUGAACGUCUAAUUUUAAAAGCUGGGCGAUCCUACAAUUAAAGGCUGCUGCUGCUGCAGAAGGACGACUGGGUUAUAUAUUUAUAUAUAGUAACAGGGUUAUUUCCCAAAAGAAGACAAGUAGACCGGGUUGGGUUGGCUGGUGAAGCCGAAGACGGAUCGCCUGGAGCCAGACUCAUCGUUCGUCAGGACGAUGGUGCUGGACAAGGAGGAAGGUGUGCCAAUGCUCUCUGUACAGCCCAAAGGGAAACAGAAGGGGUGUGCUGGCUGCAACAGAAAGAUCAAGGACCGCUACUUGCUCAAGGCCCUUGACAAAUACUGGCAUGAGGACUGUCUAAAAUGUGCCUGUUGUGACUGCCGCCUUGGAGAGGUCGGGUCCACCCUGUACACAAAAGCAAACCUUAUCUUGUGUCGCAGAGAUUACUUGAGGCUCUUUGGUACCACUGGGAACUGUGCAGCCUGUAGUAAGCUGAUCCCAGCCUUUGAAAUGGUGAUGAGAGCCAGAGAUAACGUUUACCAUUUGGACUGUUUUGCCUGUCAGCUUUGUAACCAGAGGUUUUGUGUAGGAGACAAAUUCUUCCUAAAGAACAACAUGAUCCUUUGUCAGAUGGACUAUGAGGAAGGGCAACUGAAUGGAAGCUUCGAAACGCAAGUUCAGUAGCCGGAGCCCCUUCCCCAUGUGAUGAAGCAUUACUGGAUAGUUCUGCUGCACUCCAAGUGAGGAGCGUCUGUCUGCUUGCCUGCAAUACUUUUGAAUCCGUAUUGGUCCAGAAGGACACUUGUACAUGUAGUACUUUUUUGUUUGUUUGUUUUUGUUUUGUUUUUGCCCCCCUACCCCCCAACAAUAAGCAGUUACACGUUAGAUGUACAGAUAUGCCUGCUUAGCUGAGCACAGCAUUGCCUGUAUGUUUGUGAUUAUUUUUGUUGUUGUUUUUCCCUUUUGGGUGGGGUUCCUGGGAGGGUCUGUACAGGUCUGUUUUUCUGUAUAUAUAAACUGGAACAAUUAUUUUAUGAAAAUGUAAUGCAAUUUUAUUACUAGUGUGAAUUAAAGAUUCUUAAAUGUU
Messenger RNA from Acipenser ruthenus (sterlet), 1538 nucleotides. RefSeq names its product rhombotin-1. Lineage: Eukaryota; Metazoa; Chordata; Actinopteri; Acipenseriformes; Acipenseridae. Gene Ontology annotation, biological process: positive regulation of transcription by RNA polymerase II. The transcript has 4 exons. Bases 668 to 1135 code for a protein of 155 amino acids. Gene Ontology annotation, molecular function: transcription coactivator activity; DNA-binding transcription factor binding. Gene Ontology annotation, cellular component: nucleus. The record is from RefSeq and is a predicted model, not a curated record.